Molecule: messenger RNA, 968 nt
Organism: Cucumis sativus (cucumber)
Lineage: Eukaryota; Viridiplantae; Streptophyta; Magnoliopsida; Cucurbitales; Cucurbitaceae
Product: E3 ubiquitin-protein ligase RMA1H1
Exons: 2
Coding region: 144-866 (240 amino acids)
Biological process (GO): ubiquitin-dependent protein catabolic process
Cellular component (GO): endoplasmic reticulum
Molecular function (GO): metal ion binding; ubiquitin-like protein conjugating enzyme binding; ubiquitin protein ligase activity
Source: RefSeq, a predicted model, not a curated record
CCUCCCCCCCCCGCCUUACUCAUUUUCCACUUUCUCGCUUACAUAAUUUCAUGGUAAAACAUUUUUGUUCAAGCUCCUCAAAUUCACACCUCUCGGUCAAAUCCUAGUGUGAAGCUAAUUUGUAGAAGGCUUAUAGAGAUAACAUGGGCUUUGAGCACUACUUUUCCCAUGGAUGGAGGAAGCAAAUCCCAGCUUCAAUGGAAAAUUCUGAGAAGUUUAAGCCUUGUUUUGAUUGCAACAUUUGCUUAGACUUCGCAUCUGACCCUAUAGUUACCCUUUGUGGCCACCUCUAUUGCUGGCCUUGCAUUUACAAGUGGCUUCACGUCCAGAGCGCUUCCCUCGCCCCCGACGAGCCUCCGCAGUGUCCGGUUUGCAAGGCCAAUAUUUCCCACACGACAAUGGUCCCUCUCUACGGCCGUGGUCAAUCGGCUGAACAUGCUGAGGUUGAUGCCAGAGGGAUGCUUAUACCUCCUAGACCAUCAGCUUUUGGCAACAAGGCUCUAGCAACUAUCAGAUCUAAUAAUGCUUCUAGCCAGCAGUUUGCUUAUGGAGACCUAGAUCAAAACCAAAACUACAACUUUGAUGUGUAUGAUAGCUAUGAAGAGGACUCAGGCAGCUCGUUGUUUAGCCUCGAAGACAACCCGGUUGGAAGCUCUCAUCAUCCUACGGCCGGGAUGCUCGGAGAGACAGUUUAUGGUAGGUUCUAUUGGGACUCAGAGAACAUAUACCGACACCCGAAUUCUUAUGGUUUAAGUGGGAGUAAUAGUCCUCGGUUGAGAAGGCAGGAAAUAGUGGCUGAGAAAUCGCUUAACAAAAUAUAUUUUUUUCUUUUCUGUUGCUUUCUUUUGUGUCUUGCUGUAUUCUAAUUACAAUUGGAGAUUUGUGUAGGCUCUCAUUUGUAACCAGUUUUGUAAAGGGAUAUGAAACUUUGGUACCAUAGAUUAAUUAAACACACCACAUUUUGUGUA